ACGCGCCGACUAUACUCGUGCGACUCAACGAUAUUGUACAAGCUUCAAAUAGUAAUUUGUUGCUAAUUGCGGUCUAGAAAUGCCUAUGAAAGGAAGAUUUCCGAUCCGGAGGACGCUGCAGUAUCUGCAGAAAGGCGACAUAAUCUUUAAAAACCGAGUGAAGAUCAUGACAGUCAAUUACAACACACGGGGAGAGCUCAGCGACGGAGCAAGGAAAUUUGUGUUCUUCAAUAUUCCUCAGAUUCAGUACAAAAACCCGUGGGUCCAAAUAAUGAUGUUCAAAAACAUGACGCCGUCGCCCUUCUUGAGCUUUUACUUGGAUGACGGUGAACAGGUGCUGGUGGAUGUGGAAGGCAAGGACCACAAAGACAUUUCACGACACAUAAAGACCAUUUUGGGCAAAUCCCAGACGGUGUUGGAGGGAGAAGCACAAGCCAAGAUGCAGGCCUCCAACCCUGCCAACUUUGGCCCAAAAAAGUACUGUCUGAGGGAGUGUAUCUGUGAGGUGGAUGGCCAGGUGCCUUGCCCUGGCACCACGCCGCUGCCUAAAGAGAUGACGGGCAAGUAUCGUGCCCAGAUGAGAGCGGAACAGGAGUGAAUGGCUGAGAAGAAAAGCAGAUGUUUCCUUUUUUUGCAAAUACAUGAAGAGCUGCACUCAGCAACACUCGCGGUUGUUGUCUGAGCUCACGCUUCAUGUUUGUAUGUGAUGUUGAAGAAUCCUGAAAGAUGCAAAUGCAUGUGAAAAGCCUGGCCUUCUUACUGUGUCAUCAAAACAAGUUAUAGAUUCUUGUAGACCUCCUGCCGUAUGGGAAUACAAGAUGAGUCACAAAUGAUAUAUUUCAAACUCAAACUAGGAGUUUUUCCCUUCAAUGUGGGCCAGACAAUCAAGCAGAAAACAUGCAGUGGCGGUUGCUGGGUUCAGUGAAUGAGGAGAGGCAAGAAUUGUGGGAGGACAACGCACCUACUCACAAUGCCCUGUGCAUCUGAUACUUCCUCACCGUGCUGGAGCACCUUGUUUACUCACCCGACCGGGCUCCGUGGGAUUUUUUCAAAGCCAUUUUGAAGGCGUGGACCACAUCAAGACAGCCGUGACGGCGGUGCUGCGCAGGAUCCCGGAAGAAUCGUUCCAUGAGUACAUGAAGGCAUGCCAGAGAAGGCUGCGAAAAAAGGCCUUUCAGUCCAGGCAAUUUACUUCCAAGGGGACAACUUGUAGUUUGGAUUUUAACUAUACCUAUUGUGACACCAGUCCUGGAACCUUUCUGCCACACCUCAUACAGCAGAAUACAGAAUUUUGACACACAAAAAUGUAAUCCGAUUUGUUUACUUGUACCAAGAUGUUAAUAAACUGUCCAAAAUAUUA
Messenger RNA from Phycodurus eques (leafy seadragon), 1360 nucleotides. RefSeq names its product mitochondrial ribosomal protein S25 (gene mrps25). The transcript is spliced from 4 exons. NCBI's taxonomy places the organism in Eukaryota, Metazoa, Chordata, Actinopteri, Syngnathiformes, Syngnathidae. Gene Ontology annotation, cellular component: mitochondrion. The record is from RefSeq and is a predicted model, not a curated record. Gene Ontology annotation, molecular function: structural constituent of ribosome. The coding region runs from base 80 to 598 and encodes 172 amino acids.